Messenger RNA from Corticium candelabrum, 1366 nucleotides. Its product is annotated as indoleamine 2,3-dioxygenase 2-like. Gene Ontology annotation, biological process: 'de novo' NAD+ biosynthetic process from L-tryptophan. Lineage: Eukaryota; Metazoa; Porifera; Homoscleromorpha; Homosclerophorida; Plakinidae. Gene Ontology annotation, molecular function: L-tryptophan 2,3-dioxygenase activity; metal ion binding; indoleamine 2,3-dioxygenase activity. The transcript has a single exon. The coding region runs from base 1 to 1212 and encodes 403 amino acids. Gene Ontology annotation, cellular component: cytoplasm. The record is from RefSeq and is a predicted model, not a curated record.
AUGGCUUGUCUGGAUCCUUCUGCUGUACCUCUGCUACGUGAAUACGGUGUUUCUGAAACUCGUGGGUUUGUUUUUGAUGAGGAUCCCGCUCUCAAGUUGCCUUCCUACUUUGCUCAGUGGGAUGAGAUUUCUAGUCAAAUUCCCUCUCUUUUAUCAAAGUCUGCAGAUGUGCGUGAUGUCAUAAACAGAAUGCCUCUAUUGGAUUAUACAAGGCUGGACAAGAUCACGGACUACCGCAGGGCUCAUGCUGUGCUAGCAGUCAUUGGUGAGGCAUAUGUAUGGUGUCGUGGAGACUCUGGUGUACCACCCUGUCUUCCUCAAAAUAUUGCGAUUCCUUGGGUCGGUGUUAGCAAAUACUUGGGAUUGCCUCCAGUUGUUACACACUUUGAUGUUGUUCUUAACAAUUGGAGAAAGAUAGACGUCAAUGGACCACUGGAAUUGUCAAAUUUGACAACAAUUUAUGCAUUUUCACCAGCAGGAAAGGAUGAGCAAUGGUUCAGUUUAGUUACUUUACAGAUCGAACUCGAAGCCGCACCUGCUGUAAGGUGCACUGUUGAAGCACAGAGAUGUGUCGUCGAGGAUGACUUUGAGACUCUAAUCAAAUGUUUACAAACAAUCAAGCAUUCGGUGAAGAAAAUGCAAGCAGUACUUCUGCGGAUGGUCGAGCAAUGUGAUUAUAGUGUGUUCUACAAUCAGAUCAGAUUGUUUUUGGCCGGUUGGAAGGGUAUGAAAGCUUUGCCAGAAGGAAUGUUGUAUGAAGGUGUGUGGGAAAAACCAAUGCAGUUUGUCGGUGGAAGUGCGGCUCAAAGUUCAACCAUUCACUGCUUGAGUGAGUGCCUCGGUAUCGACUACUCAUGCAGCGAUGACGGAGACGAAAGUGCUAGUCAUGCAAACUUUAUUGCUGAGAUGAGAGACUACAUGCCAAGACAGCAUCGAGACUUUUUGGUAGCUCUUUCUAGAGGACCGUCUGUGAGAGAGUAUGCCAAGAGGUUAAAGCUGGAAGGUCUGACUGCCGAGUACAAUUUCUGUCUUGCAACAUUGGAGGAAUUUCGAAGCAAGCAUAUUCAACUUGUAGCUCGUUAUAUCACGGUCGAGUCAAGGAAAGGCACCAGCCAGGACCACGACAGUCUGAAAGAAACAGGAACAGGAGGAACAGGUAUUAUGUCAUUCCUUAAGUACAUAAGAGACAAAACAAGGCAGCAUGUCUUAUAGACAUUUGGCGGUUGCAAUGUGUAGAGAAAGGUCAAGGAUGAUACUAAGUAGUAUAUUGCAUGUGUACCUUAGAUUUUAUAUUAAAUGUAUGUAAUCUUUGGUUAGCAAUGCCAAUGCUGUGAGUGACCACUGUGCAUGGCACUCGAAGGUUACA